AUGGCGGCUUGGCACCGGAUAACCGCCCUCUCUUUGCUGCUCCAAGUCGGCUUGUUGUUGUUGCUGUUGUCGGCUGGGAGCAGCGGGAAACCGCUGGAGAAAUGUCUCGACGGCAAGCCUUGUUCGCCCCCGAGACCCCCCGUGGUCCUCAUUCCGGGGGAUCUGGGAAACCAGUUGGAGGCGAAGCUGGAUAAACCCAGUGUGGUCCAUUACAUCUGCUAUAAGAAGACCGACUCCUUCUUCACUCUGUGGCUCAACCUAGAGCUGCUGGUCCCUGUAGCCAUAGACUGUUGGAUCGACAACAUAAGGCUGAUCUACAACAGGACCACACACAGCACCUCGUCCCCGCCGGGUGUGGACGUUCGUGUCCCGGGUUUUGGAAAGACAUUUCCACUGGAGUAUCUGGACCCAAGCAAACACAGUGUUGGCAUGUAUUUCUUUACCAUAGUGCAGAUGCUGGUAGAGUGGGGCUACACCCGUGAUGUUGAUGUGAGAGGAGCUCCCUAUGAUUGGAGGAAAGCCCCCAAUGAGAAUAAAGAGUAUUUCCUGGCGCUGCAACAGAUGAUUGAAGAGAUGGCGGAGAAUGCGGGUGGGCCCGUGGUACUCAUUGCGCACAGCAUGGGCAACAUGUACACCUUGUACUUCCUCAACCAGCAACCACAGGCCUGGAAAGACCGGUACAUCAAAGCAUUCAUCACGCUGGGAGCACCAUGGGCAGGGGUCGCCAAGACCCUCCGUGUGGUCACCUCUGGUGAUAAUAACCGCAUCCCAGUGAUCAGCCCGUUGAAGAUUCGCUCCCAACAACGUUCUGCUGUCUCCACCUCCUGGCUGUUCCCCUAUGCCCACUCCUGGCCCAAAGAUCAUAUCUUGGUGCAGACGCCCACCAACAACUACACUGUGCUGGACUACAAGCGCUUCUACUCAGACAUCGGUUUUGAUGACGGCUGGCUGAUGCGGCAGGACACCGAGCCACUGGUGUCCGACCUCAGGCCCCCCGGCGUGGCCGUCCAUUGCUUGUAUGGUAGCGGUAUCCCCACGAUGGAGGCCUUCCAGUACUCGGACAAGUUCCCCGACGUGGAGCCCACGGUUGUGUUGGGCGACGGGGAUGGGACGGUGAACCUACGGAGUGGCAUCCAGUGCAGGCGGUGGGUGGGAAAGCAAAAACAGCCUGUGAAAGUAAAGGAGCUUCCAGGGAACGAACAUGUGAACAUGCUGUUGAACAUGACGACUGUGUCUUACAUCAAGACUGUGCUGUUCUCCCCAUAAUGCUGGUAGAAACCGAUGGCUUUAUGUGCGCACGCACGCGCACACACACACACACACACACACACACACACACACACACACACACACACACACACACACUGACUCAUCUUGCCUGUCUAGCUGAACAGUGACUACCAAAAUAGUUCUGUGUACAUGCCUCAUAGCUUAUGAAAAAUAAUGGACGUUUUGUAAAACUGUUGGCAGAAUUAAGUUAAUUUAAAUACAGCGUUUAUAUUGGUCUCUGCUUUUAAAGAAUCCUCGAGAUUUUAUCUACUAAAUCCAAAUUAAUAUAGUACGUGUAUGUACAAGUUAAAAACCAAGGAUAUCCUUUAUGUGCCACUUUCCUGAGCUAUUAAUCAAAGUCAGAUGUUUUUAUUAAUGUUGUGAGAGAUUUAUGAACUCCUUUGACUGUAAUGUUGUUAGGCUAAACGGUAAAGCACAUAAUGUUUUUUUUUCUUAUUUCUUUGUAAGUGCAACUUCUCAGGUUUAUGCUUGGUAUUUGUUCAAAAGGAAGACCCUAACCAAAACAACUUGCUUACAUUUUUUUGUCAUUUGAUAUCUCUUGAUCCUUUUUCUUUUUUUUUUCUUUCAUGCAGCAAAAUAAAAAAAGGUCAGGUUGCAGACACUCAAAGGUCUACCAAAAAGCUCAAACCGUUUUUGGACAGAAAGUCUUAAUUCAAAGUCCACUUACUAGCUUUUUCAGGAGCUUUGAAUAACAUCUCAGUCUUAGCCCAUAAAAGGAGUUGGUUCCAUCCAUUGAGUUUAUUCUGUUCAAUGAUGAAGACCAGAGAUGCAGUUGAAAGCUCCAGAAAAAGCUAACAAGUGGACUCUGAGUCACAAUUUGUUUUGUCAAACGGUUGACAAAUUGACUCAAAACGAUUUGCCAAAAAUACAACUUCCCUCAAGGUCCAAUUACUAGCUAGUAACAAGGCUUUCAACUGCAUAUUAUGGUCUUCAUCAAUAAUCAAGAGUUUGCUCAGCAUUUGUGGUCAGUUGUCCUGUCUGAAGCUCAGACCAAAGUUUCAGUGCUUAGGCCACGCAAUGCUUUGUCCUCUGCUGAACAUUAGAUGUACGCGAAAGUAAAUGUUUUAUUUUGUCAACUGUUUAUGACGGUCAAGAGAUAGCUUGUAAACUUAAUUUCUUCAAUCAAUUCUUUAAGAACAUUGCUUUCUAAUUGUAUCAAACAGCCACUUGGUAGUGACAGGCUAUUUCUUCUAAAUUAAAUGACCUAAUAUUUAAAGCUCUCUCUUCACUUUCCAUGUCCUUCACAGUUCACGUUAGAUGGGUCUGUAUAUAGUUUGUGCCCAGGUUCGGUUUGAUCCAGGUGCCUAUACAGACUGGAUUUACACAGGCACAAAUGAUGGGACUUUUAUUGUUUUAUGGUAUAAAUUCUAUUUGCCUGUUUUAUUUUUUUUUCUGCAUGCAGAGUUUAAAACCUGACUCCUAAUCCUUGUGUGACAUGCAGUGAGAAUCUCUCUGACCUGAAUGAUUUUACUGUGCCAUCAGGCUCUGUCUGCGCUGGACCAAUGUGAUAUACUCUUGAGUGUCAUAGCUCCUGUGAACUAUCAUAAAUGUUGGUUAUAAAUGUGUGUUGCUUUAUGGAG
Molecule: messenger RNA, 2870 nt
Organism: Etheostoma spectabile (orangethroat darter)
Lineage: Eukaryota; Metazoa; Chordata; Actinopteri; Perciformes; Percidae
Product: group XV phospholipase A2-like
Exons: 7
Coding region: 1-1266 (421 amino acids)
Biological process (GO): lipid metabolic process
Source: RefSeq, a predicted model, not a curated record